Molecule: messenger RNA, 753 nt
Organism: Mytilus californianus (California mussel)
Lineage: Eukaryota; Metazoa; Mollusca; Bivalvia; Mytilida; Mytilidae
Exons: 7
Coding region: 1-753 (250 amino acids)
Source: RefSeq, a predicted model, not a curated record
AUGGACAGCUUGCCAUGCAACAGACGUGUCCCAAGUAUGUUUUUCUACCAUAGGAUCCUACAUUAUCUGGUCUGCGCUAUGAUUAUAAUGUGCAUUUCCCAUACAGAGGCCACGUGUGAGUUACCAUUUUACUACGAUGACGAAUAUGAAAUUGCAGGCAGAGAUAAACUCCAUAUGAAUUCUACCUUGAUAGUAGAUUAUCCACUCUCAAUUCCGGGUACAAACCGAAGAAACUUUGGUUGCAUAGAAAAGCAGGGUGACAUAUACCUUCUCAAAGGAACAGAAGAAGUAAAUAUCUUCAACCAACUAACCACGCUUUAUAUGUGUUUAGAGAUCCAUCAAGUGAGCAAUACUACAUAUUACUACUUCUAUAAGACAGGUUAUGACGUAUUUCUACGAGAUUAUUUAAUUGGAUCAAAGACUGGAGAACCUACUUUUGAUGAAGUUUGUACCGAGACAACCGACCAAAAAGCUUUCAUUAUGAUUUCAAAGAAAGAAUCGUAUGAAGAAGGUCUACUUAACACAACAUGUCCGCAGGAUAUAUUGGCUGUAUUUGACAACGUGAAUAUCACAAGAUCGUCUGGUACUACAACAACUGGGUGUCCAGGGACAACAGUAGAUGUUUGUACAGACAGGACCACAGUAGCAUUUACGUACAACAGCAGUUGCGCUGCAGCAAAAAUGACAUCAGUUGUUAUAGAAGUUUUCAUUGAGGAAUCAGAAACCGGUACAUGCUUAAUUGUCGAACCUUAA